ACAGACUUCCUCAUACUGUCAUGGCGGCCAGUGCAGCGGGGCUGAUGGCUUCAUGGCAGCUAUCGCGGUACAGUGCUUACCACGUUCUUUUAAUUAUAUUUCCUCUACUGCUGUGUGCUGGGGCGCAGGGCAGUGUCUGCAGGCUGAAGGUUGGAGAUAGCAGAGAGUCAGAAAGCUGUGGAACAAACUUGGAACUGGAACAUUCUUUUGAACUUGAUGAUACCAUCCAGUUCAAGAAGAGGGGGACCCUGCUGUUAAGUCCUACAGCAGAACAAAGUAUUUCUGUUUCACAAAAGCAGCUAACCGAGGAUGAGAGAAACAAACUGAGGGAUAUUGCAAAUUUGAAUGGCCUCUAUCGAAUUAGAAUUCCUAGAAAAAUCGGAGUUUCUGAAGAGCUGACUGAUUAUGUUACAUCCUUUGUUCGUGCAUGUUCCAUGGUAGAAUCACAUCUUUCCGAUCAAAUUACAGUUCAUACAGACAUAUCAGGAAAUAUUAUUGGAGUAUCCAUAGUGACAUUUCCUGGAUCCUGCAAUGGCGUAGAGGUUGAAGAUGUAGAUUUAGAACUGUUUAACACAACAGUCCUAAUUCAACAGCCCAUAACAGCAGCAGUACCCGAAACUGCAACAUUUAUAGAACGUCUAGAGAUGGAGCAAGCACAAAAAGCUAAGAAUCCUCAAGAGCAGAAGUCUUUUUUUGCUAAAUAUUGGCAUUUAAUUCUGGGAGGGGCAAUAUUGCUAAUGUUAACCAAUUCGGCGAAAGCCCCAAGGGAACAAGGACAACAGGCCUGAGGACUUGAAUGGAUGUACAUUAUUCCUGUUGUCCUGUUUUUGAUGAUGUCUGGAGCUUCUGAUGCCGGCAACCAAGGAGGCAAUGGGGGAGGAGGUGGUACCGGAGGGGCAAGGUGAUCGCUUGAGAUGGAUUUUUUUUUUUAUCUUUAAAUCUUCUCAUACAAAAUACAGGAGAGUACAGAGUGCACAGCAACACUUGUUUUUAUGUCUGUGGGGACUGGAAUAUUUUUCACCAAGCAAAGGAGUACUUCUUUUUUUUUUUUUUUUUUUUUUUUAUGAAGUAUUGACCUUCAGUAAUUCGAGGGUUUAUCAGUUUAAUUUAUUUGUCUGAUUGUUUUUGUAGAUAUUUGAUGGAUCUGCCGCAUUAUGUACAAAUACUAUUCUAAAUGAAUUGCUUGUGUAAAUAAUUUGUUGCUGUAUCAAUCAAUGAAGAAUGUUCAUUUCUUUAUUAUAUUUUUUGUGCAUGAAAAAUAUUGAACUAGCAUAGAUACAUUUAUGGUAAGGACCCAUAAAAAUAUGCAAUCAUAUGUUAAGGCUAUGAGAAAUGUUCCCCAUAUACAUAAGCUCCUUGUAUCUCUGCAGGAGGAAUAAUUCUGUCUGACAUACAGAGCAAAAUGAAGAGACAGUAAAGUAAAAAAUAAACAUUCAUGGGUUAGCUAGAACAUACAAUUUAAAGUGACAUAAAACAUAUUGAGAUGUGCAUAUCCUAAAAGGGCUAAUUGGGUAAACAUAGUUUGCAUAAAAAAAAUGUUUAAAAAUUGCUGGCAAGUAUUUUAAAAAAUAAUCAAAGUGAGUUACAUAGCUAUGCUGUCCGGAUUAGUCUGAUCCGCCCCCUUAUCAGUGUUUAGCAUCAGAAACACAGGCAUUGUAUUUUAACUGAGUUCACAGCAGCUUAUUAGCUUCUAGGCAUGCUCAAGCAGAUGAGUGUUUAAAGUCUUCAAUUCUACCAAACAAAGGUGGAUAUAGAUGCAGCCAUAAAAGGAAUUGUAUGGGGGGGGGGGGGGUUAGACCUGUACAAUUCGGAAAUUGGGAGCUCUGGAGCGUGCAUGUGUCUUUAGCUCUCUGUUUCAGUAGAGUUUGCAACAAUAUAAAACACUUCUACAUUGUUGCUAAACAAUGCAGCCAUCGAGAAAUUAAAGGGACAGUAAAGUCAAAAUGAAACUUGUAUGGAUUGGAUAAAGCAUGACAUUUUAAACCACUUUACAAUUUACUUAUUACAGAUUUUGCUUAGUUCUCUUGUUAUCCUUUUGUUAAAGAGUAAUCAUAAGUGAGCUCAUCUGGCUGCAGUGUUUGCAACAAUGUUUAUGGCAAUGUUAUAUAUAGUUGCAAUCACAGCUGACACAGACACUCUGACAGCAGAGUUUGCAACUAUGUAUAACAUUGUUUUAAGCAUUUUUGCAAACGCUUGCUGAAUGGCUUGGGACACAUGCAUGCGUCUGAGCUCAGCUAGGAUUACUCUUUAACAAAGGAUACCAGGAGAACUAAGCAAUAUUGAUAAUAUAAGUAAAUUAAAAAGUUGUUUAAAAUUACAUGCUCUAUCUGAAUUACGAAAGUUUAAUUUUGACUUUACUGUCCCUUUAAGACACACCAGCACUUAUAUUACAUAAAUUUACUAUUCAACAAAGGAAACCAAGAAAAUGAAGCAAAUUUGAUAACAGAAGUUGUUUUUAAAAUUGCAUGCCUUAUCUUAACCAUGAAAGUUUAAUUAUGACUUUGCUGUCCCUUUAACGUUAUAAAGCAGGGAUGGGGAACCUUGGCCCUCCUGAUGUUUUUUAGAACUCAUUACCCAUGAUGCUUAGGCACUCUGAAGUCCAGUUGAGCAUAUUGGGAAAUGUAGUUCUGAAACAUCUGGAUGGCCAAGGUUCCCCUAAAUGAAGGAAAUCUAAAAUGUGAGGGUUUCAUAAAACUAGAAAUCCAUCUUCAAAUAUCUGCUUAGAUGACAGGAUUGAAUAUAUUUUUAUCUAUGCACAGAAUGGAUGUUCUUAUUGUUUAUUCAAGCUGCAUUUUAAAUUGGUAAAAAGAAAUUUAGACUUAAAACAAAUACUUCCUGUUUUCAGCUGGGGUGUUUUUUGUUGUUGUUUUUUUAAAUUGAUGUAAAGCCUCUAAUUUUGUGCUUUAUCAAACGUUUAUUCCAGAUAAAAGGACAUUAUCCCUUUUGAUCAUUCUACACCAGUGUCAUUCUUCAAGGACACAAUGCACAAAAUAGGUUACCAUGUACUUGCACUUUUGAUCUGAUGCUGUCUUAACUGAAUAGUUUCAGGGUUCAUUUUUAGUUUUUACAAUACAUCAACAUUCUAUUUAUUUUUAUCUCUGUUGUGCUCUUAACUGUUUUCAAUAAAACAGCCCAGUACAGUA
Messenger RNA from Bombina bombina (fire-bellied toad), 3143 nucleotides. RefSeq names its product ER membrane protein complex subunit 10 (gene EMC10). Gene Ontology annotation, cellular component: EMC complex. The record is from RefSeq and is a predicted model, not a curated record. The coding region runs from base 21 to 788 and encodes 255 amino acids. The transcript is spliced from 8 exons. Lineage: Eukaryota; Metazoa; Chordata; Amphibia; Anura; Bombinatoridae.